Molecule: messenger RNA, 297 nt
Organism: Didymodactylos carnosus
Lineage: Eukaryota; Metazoa; Rotifera; Eurotatoria; Philodinida; Philodinidae
Source: the annotation of a GenBank genome assembly
AUGAGAAGGUUCCCUCGCAAUGGUAGCACAGCUGUACUUCAUCAACCAUCUGGUCUCUAUGUUGUUAGUAGUUCAGGAAAUAUCUACGUAGCUGAUAGUGCUAAUCAACGUGUGUUACGAUGGUUACCGGGUGGAGACCCCGCUACCGGUGGUGGACUAGUGGCUUCUAAUACUCUGGGUAGUCCAUAUGGUAUUGUAGUUGAACAAACACUGACGAAAAAUCGUCCGUCGUACAACGAUUGUGUCGACCACGAGCUAUUGUCCGACGGAGAUAUGCUGGAUAUUAUUGGUCUAUAG